AUGCAGGCGUAUAAAGGCAGAGCUGGCUUGCCUCCUGGGGCUCAGUCUGCGGCUGGCACAGCUGGAUUUAGCUGCCGCAUGAAAGAGGAGUUCCAUAGCCAGGGCGGCCCAGCCAUUCCAUUGCCCACCAUGCAGCAGAACCUGAAUUAUGUCUAUCCCCAGAUCUUCUGGGUGGACAGCUGUGCCAGUCCCACUUGCACUUCAUCAGCGCCCAUUGCCACCUGCCCGCCGCCCGUGCCAGAGAGGAGGAGGAGAAAACAGAGCAACAAGAGGGAUGGCACAUGCCUCUGUUUCUUGGUGGUGUUUUUGCUGGUCCUGCUGGCCCUCGCUGGAGUGGGGCUGGGGAUGUUUCAAAUUGUCCAGCUGCAGAAGGAACUGGCUGAGCUCCGAGAGUUAACCAGCACCGGACAUGUUUCUUCCUCUAUGGAGAAGCGCAUAGGACUUCUAAAUGUAACAGCAGAGAAGAAGGUGAUCAGGAAGGCAGCACAUUUAACAGGCAAAGCUGAUCAGAAAGCCCUGACUCUGGAAUGGGUGGCCACCCUUGGGCACGCCUUCACCUCCCACAUUCAGUACAGACACCGCAGCCUGGUGAUCAAUGAAACAGGCCUGUACUUUGUCUACUCCAAGGUAUUCUUCCGAGGCAAGAUCUGCAACAACCUGCCCCUAGACCACAUAGUUUUCAAACAAAAUCCAGCCUACCCAGCUAGCCAGGUGCUGAUGGAGGACAGAAAGAUGAACUACUGUGCGGCUGGAAAGAUGUGGGCCAGGGGCAGCUACCUGGGGGCAUUGUUCAACCUCACCAAAUCAGACAGCUUGUAUGUCAACGUCUCCGAAACAGCCCUGGUUAAUUUUGAGGAAUCAAAGACGUUUUUUGGUUUAUAUAAACUUUAGAGCUGGCCACCAAAGCGUUGCUCUCAGCAAAUACGCGCUCAGGACUGAUACUAACAUGAGUUGGGUACUGUACGGUAUAAGAAAUAUUCUGUCCAUAGGACUAGUCUAAUACUGUGCUGGGCUAGCAAGGAUCUAGCUGGAAGAUGCCCACCGGGCAUCCCUUGUUUGCCCUUU
Messenger RNA from Gopherus flavomarginatus (Mexican gopher tortoise), 1065 nucleotides. RefSeq names its product Fas ligand (gene FASLG). The transcript is spliced from 4 exons. NCBI's taxonomy places the organism in Eukaryota, Metazoa, Chordata, Testudines, Testudinidae. The record is from RefSeq and is a predicted model, not a curated record. Gene Ontology annotation, cellular component: membrane. Gene Ontology annotation, biological process: immune response; extrinsic apoptotic signaling pathway via death domain receptors; positive regulation of canonical NF-kappaB signal transduction. Gene Ontology annotation, molecular function: tumor necrosis factor receptor binding. Bases 1 to 891 code for a protein of 296 amino acids.